Messenger RNA from Mugil cephalus (flathead mullet), 1084 nucleotides. RefSeq names its product cytosolic 5'-nucleotidase 1A-like. The record is from RefSeq and is a predicted model, not a curated record. Lineage: Eukaryota; Metazoa; Chordata; Actinopteri; Mugiliformes; Mugilidae. Bases 32 to 970 code for a protein of 312 amino acids. Gene Ontology annotation, biological process: nucleotide metabolic process; adenosine metabolic process. Gene Ontology annotation, molecular function: magnesium ion binding; 5'-nucleotidase activity; nucleotide binding. The transcript has 6 exons. Gene Ontology annotation, cellular component: cytosol; cytoplasm.
AAUAAGCAAAUGGAAAUAGAAAGGGGAGGAGAUGGAGAGUAUAAAAGACACAUCAAGGUGGACGCUUAGAAGUGCGAAGAGGUCUAGAGAAACAAAUACCAGUAUGGGAGAAAAUACUACGAAAAAGUCCAAAGCAGAGUUUGCUGUCAACAUCGCAAUGACUACAGAAGUGUUCUCCAAGAUGGAGCCACAGGACCACACUGCCUUCUCCUUCAUUAAGGCCCUGGAGGCAGUGAAUGCUAAACUUAGAGAGCAUUACCCUGACAGCGAGGAGCUCUUUAAGGUGAUACUCAUCCAUGAUGACUCAGCAGAUGCACCCAUGGAUACCAUCAGGGAACAAGGUCUGGAGGAACUCAUCACUAUCGUGCCUGUGAGAGGAAAGAAUCUUGUUGAUGAAUUACAGAAAAAUAAUACCCACCUGUACCUGUGUACUGAACCAGGAUGGAAGGCUCAAGAAGCAGCAAACAAAGGUAUAGCAACUGGUAUCGUGUCCAUCCCAGAGAACAUGAGGAUGCAAAAGGAUCAGCUGCGUUUCGCCUUUGAUGGUGAUGCUGUCCUCUUCUCUAAUGAGUCAGAACUUGUUUUCAAGAGCGAUGGAUUAGAAGGAUACUUGAGGAGCGAGACAAAAAAUGUUGAAGUUCCAAUGGGACCGGGACCAUUCAAAAGAUUCUUGGAGGUGUUAGUGAGGCUGCAGAGGAAGUUGUAUGAUAAAGGCAUGUACAAGGACUGCCCCAUGCGCACCUACCUGGUGACAGCACGCGACCCAGGAUUUGCCGGGUACAGAAUCUUAAACACUCUGCGUCUGUGGGGUGUUGAGAUUGAUGAAGCUGUAUUUCUUGGAGGGACAAACAAAGGUCCCACUCUGGAGAAGAUCAGCCCCCACAUCUUCUUUGAUGACCAGCAGCGUCACGUUGAUGCUGCACUGGCGGUCGGCACAGUGGGCAGCAAGGCGCUCUAUCACUCACAGUGACCAUAAGGCAAUUAAUUCUGUGAGCCAGCUCCUGAAAUGUUAUAGUGGAUAGAAAAAUGAGAACUAGAACACCAUGUCACCAAUACAUCAAUAAAGAUAUAAUGAAUGAACGUA